UCCUCAACGCCCAAGCCCCCACUGCCGAAAACGCAUCAUAAUUCCAAAUCCAAUUGAAUGAGAUUGAAGAUUACUUCGGCCAUGGCCAUGGCCUUUCGAUUUCCAGGUAAUCCUUCUUCUUUGAGUUCUCUCUUACGACCUCAAACUUGUUCUUACUAUCAUUACACUAAUACCAACACUAGAACUAGCGAUCAUGGUCACUUCGAGAAAUCCAUCUACAAACUCUGUGGAUCUGGAAAUCUCGAUCUGAACGAAGCUCUGGGAUUAUUCCAUUCCAUGAUUCAAAUGCGACCACUUCCUUCUAUUUGGGCAAUUGAUCACUUGCUUGGUGCUCUCUCCAAGAAUCACCACUAUUCAACUGUUGUUUCUAUGUACACUCAGCUCACGAUGAUGGGGACUGUUCGUUUUCGACCUCGAGUCGGUACUCUGAAUGUUGUCAUCAAAUGUCUAUGUCGUUUGCGGAAAGUGGAUUUGGGUUUUUCUGUUUUGGCAGUUAUCUAUAAAUAUGGCUUUUCCCCAAAUGAUCGUACACUAACUACACUUCUUCACGGGCUUUGCAGACAAGGCUCCAUGGUUGAAGCCAUGGAGUUGUUUGGUUUAAUAGUGGAGAAGGGGUUCCCGUGUGAUGAGUAUACUUAUGGAACCAUCAUUAAUGGGCUUUGUAAAGCCGGGAAAACUAGCAAGGCAUUUGAGUUGCUUGAGCAAAUUCAACAUCAUGAGAAGCUUAAUCCAACUGUUGAAUGUUUUGGUCCAAUAAUUGAUGGUUUUGGUAAAGAAGGGCAGAUAGAUAAGGCUGUGAGCCUAUUUCAAGAGAUGAACAGUUGUGGUGUUCGACCAAAUGUUGUAAUUUAUAAUUCAUUGAUUAAUGGAUUAUGCAAAUUUGGUAGUUUUGAAGAAGCCCAUAGACUCCUAAUCAACAUGAUUGAUUCUGGAAUUUCAGCUGAUGUAUAUACAUAUAGUAUUGUAAUUGAUUCUCUUUGCAAAGUAGAGAAAACUGAUGAAGCAAUCUUAAUAUUUGAGUUGAUGACUAGAGAAGGUGUGGAACCUGAUGUUGUUGCAUUUACUUCGCUCAUUUCUGCGUUGUCGAAGGAAGGAAGAACUAUUGAGUCACUUUCUCUCAUGGAGAGAAUGAAGAACAGAGGUCUAAAGCCUGAUGUCAUUGCCUACAGCUCUUUAAUUCAUGGAUUUUGUCAUUCAAACCAAUGGAGGGAAGCCAUGGAGUUGUUGAAAGAAAUGAAGGAGCAAGAGAUUUCACCUGAUGUGGUAACAUUCAAUAUUAUAGUGGAUGCAUUUUGUAAAGAGGGAAAGAUGAAGGAAGCUCUUGAUGUGUUUGGUCUGAUGACUCAAUGGGAUAUAAGACCAGACAUUGUCACAUAUAACUCCUUACUAUACGGAUUGUCUCAGGCUGGUCAUUUGGAAGAAACUGGUAAAGUUUUUGACAGCAUGGUGCAUCAGAAUAUCUAUCCUGACAUUAUAACUCUAGAUAGACUUUUGGAUGCUUAUUCUAAAAGAGGUAUGAUGGACAAAGCUCAAAAGAUGUUUGAUGUAAUGAUUCGAUAUGGUCAAGCGCCUGAGACAACAACUUAUAGCAUAAUGAUUAAAGGAUACUUUUUGCAAGGACAAACAAAUAAGAUGAAAGAGUUAUAUGAACUGAUGUUAUCGAACGGGGUUCUACCAGAUUCGAAGGCUAUAUGAAAGUUGAAAAAACAAGAGUUGCUGUCAAUUUUAUGAAAGAAUUGAUUGAGAAAGGUGUGGUUCUCGAUCGUGUCAGAGAAAAUAUUUUGGGAAAGAUUCUAACCAAAAGGCUUUAAUUAUGUGUGGUGGAAUCUUGAAUCUAUUCUAACUAUGUAAAUAUUUUAUUGACAGUGAGCACGGAGUUCUCAUCAUAUAGUUUAUGUUCCACAAUUAGCAUUGUACAAAUUAGCUAAUAAGUGGCUGCAUUACCCAGUUUGAUUGUGUUGUGCGUACCAAGACAUGAGAAACCAAGUACAAUAAAGGAUCGCAUAUAUACUUCAAUCAGAAAGGUACUUCAGGGGCCAUACUCGCAUGUUUGAAUGUAGAUCGAAGCUGGCCAUUUAAACUCAACUGUGCAAUUUUCAGGUCGAACUCCCAUGAGUAACUCUACAUAUCGCGGGUUGCAGAGAUGCUAUUGCCGAAUUCGAUAGCAAGAUCAUGCCUCACUCGGGGGACUUCAAAUUGUGGCUUGCAGAGAAGCUCCUGUCUUGUGUAUUGGGUAAGAAGUAAGCCUGAUAACCUUGAGUCUUCACCUGGUCACAUGGUUCUACAAGAACAAAUAUAGAGAAAAUAUUGUCCAUUCAUUAGAGACAUAAGUGGAGAAUUUUGGGACACAACAUAUAUCAUAAUUUUCAGUGUUUAUCUUCUUUACACAAUCUUGUGAUUUUUUUUUCAAGUCAAUUUUCUCAAGCUUCUUGAUCUGUUCUAAAAGGACAUUGACUUGAGAAUACUUGAGAGUUGGGAAGGUAGAAAUGUAAUAUUUUUUACCAACUAUCAAAAAUAACAAUGAAUAUUAGAAUUAGCUUCCAAUUGAAUGGAAACUAAUGCCACUGAGAAACCCAUGUGGAUUUAAAUAUAUAAAGAAAAAGUGGUGCAUUUUAUUUU
Molecule: messenger RNA, 2619 nt
Organism: Humulus lupulus (European hop)
Lineage: Eukaryota; Viridiplantae; Streptophyta; Magnoliopsida; Rosales; Cannabaceae
Product: pentatricopeptide repeat-containing protein At1g62670, mitochondrial-like
Exons: 3
Coding region: 58-1695 (545 amino acids)
Molecular function (GO): protein binding
Source: RefSeq, a predicted model, not a curated record